AUGCUUGAUACCCUUCGCACAUACAAUUACAAUGAAAAAGAUGAUGGAAAACGAUCUUUAGAAGAAGAUCCUGCUACAUUCAACUCACCUACAGAUCAACCUUUACGAAAUAAAAAUGACCAAGAUUCACCCUCCCUCUCGGCUCCUGUGUCGCGUGCAUCGUCCCAUAUCGAAGGUAUGUUGGACCCGUCACCACCAUGGGACCUUAUCAGUUUACCUCACGAGAUUCUAUUUGUGGUUUUGUUAUGUAUUGCACAACUUUUCACACAAGCUUCAGUGGCACAGACUAUAGUCACAUACCAGGCCAUUCCACAAACUUUUAAUGUGUCGACACCAGGAGAGAUUUCAUGGUUUUCAUCUGCAUUUUCAUUAACAGUGGGAACAUUUAUUCUUAUAGCAGGAAGACUCGGUGACAUGUAUGGACUUAAACGUAUGUACAUUGCAGGAAUGGCUUGGUAUGGACUCUGGUCACUUAUCUGUGGUAUUGCAUCAUACUCAAAAUCUUCAAUCUUUUUCUCUGUUUGUAGAGCUCUCCAGGGAAUUGGGCCUGCAUUUGUUCUGCCAACAGCUGUAGGCAUCAUUGGAGCAUAUUAUCCCAUGGGUCCACGCAGAGUCUUUGUCAUGUGUUGUUUUGGUGGAGUCGCACCCUCGGGGUUUAUAGUGGGGUCUGUAUUUUCUGGAAUUUUUACCCAACUUGCUGGCUCAUGGCCUUGGCUAUUUUAUUCACAAGCAAUUGCGUGUACCAUUGUUGCUAUACUUGCAUAUUUCAUAAUCCCUCAACAUAUUGGGGUCGCCUUUAAUAAACAACAAACAUUUGAUUAUUGGGGGGCUCUCACAGGUAUCACCGGUCUUAUUCUUUUUAAUUUUGCCUGGAAUCAAGGCCCCGUUGUUGGAUGGCAUAUCCCUUAUGUUUACAUUUUAUUAAUUGUUGGAGUUUUAUUUCUUGUGGCUUUUAUUUUCAUUGAACGCCGGGUUGAAAACCCCCUCGUCCCUCCAGCCAUGCUUAAGGGUGAAACAGGUGCAAUUCUAGGGUGCAUUGCCUGUGGUUGGUCUUCCUUUGGAAUCUGGGUCUUUUAUAUGCACCAAUUUGCAUUCCAUGUUGAGCACCGUACCAUGCUCAACAUGACGGCACGGCUGGUCCCAUUAACCCCAAGUGGUAUUGCAGCAUCCAUGAUUACUGCAGUUCUUAUCCCACGUAUACCAUCCUCCUUUAUUAUGCUUAUUUCAACCAUCGCCUUUUGUGUUGGUAACUUAUUACUUGCUUUACGUCCGGCAAACCAAAUCUAUUGGGCCCAAAUGUUUGUUUCUCUUUUAUGUAUGCCAUUUGGUAUGGAUAUGAGUUUCCCAGCUUCUACUGUUGUUUUAAGCUCACAUUUACCUCGUGAAAAACAAGGAGUUGCAGCAUCUAUUGUAAAUACAGUAGUUAAUUAUUCUAUUUCUAUUGGACUUGGUAUUGCAGGAACUGUGGAGUAUUAUAGUACUAAGAAUUUACACCAACCACAGAAACAAACAAUCCGCAAUGCCCAAUGGACUGGCACUGGGUUGGGAGGUUUUAGUAUAUUGAUUGCAUUAUGGUUUGUGUUUGUACAAGUGAUUAUACCUCGGUUGAAAAAGAAAUGA
Magnusiomyces paraingens is the source of this 1620-nucleotide messenger RNA. RefSeq lists its product as uncharacterized. Gene Ontology annotation, cellular component: membrane. The transcript has a single exon. NCBI's taxonomy places the organism in Eukaryota, Fungi, Ascomycota, Dipodascomycetes, Dipodascales, Dipodascaceae. The record is from RefSeq and is a predicted model, not a curated record. Gene Ontology annotation, biological process: transmembrane transport. The coding region runs from base 1 to 1620 and encodes 539 amino acids. Gene Ontology annotation, molecular function: transmembrane transporter activity.